This is a messenger RNA of Mustela erminea (ermine), 2749 nucleotides long. RefSeq names its product abhydrolase domain containing 18 (gene ABHD18). The record is from RefSeq and is a predicted model, not a curated record. Bases 334 to 1728 code for a protein of 464 amino acids. NCBI's taxonomy places the organism in Eukaryota, Metazoa, Chordata, Mammalia, Carnivora, Mustelidae. The transcript is spliced from 13 exons.
CCGCGCGGGGCGGGAAGAGGUCAGGGGUGGGGCCCUGUGUCCUAGUCGUCCUCCUGGGGUUCGCGUUCCUCCGCCAACCCGGACUGCUUGAGAGAGCCGGGGAGGGUUCAGGGCGUGCCUAAACGGCUACCCCGCCCCGGGCUCGUCCCUCUCAUUAGACUUUGGCUGUCUGGGCAUUUUAUUCUUGGGUUCCUGGAAAGAUUCCUGCCACUGCAUUUGUGGCUCCGACGGAAGGCCAGUCUUGGGAGCCAGGGGAAGGACAGUGCCGGCAGGCUCGGCUGGCAGGACAGCAGGCACCCUAGGAACGGCCGGUUCGAUGUUUGUUUGCUACUAAUGGGUGUGAGCAAAUUAGAUAUUCUAUACCGGAGACUUCUCCUCACAAAACUUUUUAUCAGAGGAUGGGGGAGGCCAGAAGAUCUCAAAAGACUCUUCGAAUUCAGAAAGAUGAUUGGAAAUCGAGAAAGAUGUCAGAAUCUGGUUUCAAGUGAUUAUCCAGUACACAUUGAUAAGAUUGAAGAGCAAUCAGACUGUAAGAUCCUAGAUGGACACUUUGUUUCCCCCAUGGCCCACUAUGUGCCUGAUAUAAUGCCAAUUGAAUCUGUUAUUGCAAGGUUCCAACUUAUUGUUCCUAAAGAAUGGAACAGCAAAUAUAAACCUGUAUGCAUUCAUCUUGCUGGAACAGGAGAUCAUCAUUACUGGAGACGACGAACACUAAUGGCUCGUCCUAUGAUUAAAGAAGCCCGAAUGGCUUCUUUGUUGUUAGAAAACCCUUAUUAUGGCUGCAGGAAACCCAAGGACCAAAUAAGGUCCAGCUUAAAAAACGUGUCUGACCUUUUUGUGAUGGGAGGAGCUCUUGUUUUAGAAUCUGCUGCUCUCUUGCACUGGCUAGAGAGAGAGGGUUAUGGACCUCUAGGAAUGACCGGAAUAUCCAUGGGAGGACAUAUGGCUUCCUUAGCGGUAUCCAACUGGCCUAAGCCCAUGCCAUUGAUUCCAUGUCUGUCUUGGUCCACAGCAUCUGGGGUCUUCACUACGGGUGUUCUAAGUAAAUCGAUUAAUUGGAGGGAGCUGGAAAAGCAGUAUUAUACACAGACAGUUUAUGAAGAAGAAAUUAUUCACUUGCUUGAAUACUGUGGAACAGAUUCUUUCAAAAUGGGACAAGAGUUUGUGAAACGCUUCCCUAUCAGUGCAGACAAGCUAACUAACCUUAAUGUGGUUUCUGGAACUUUAAAUUUAGAUAUGACAAACCAAGUUGUAUCCCCAAAACCUAGUGAGUGCCAUAAAUCUAGUAAAACAUCUGUCAGUGCCACAUCAGAAAGACUCUUACUGCAAGAUACCUCUAAGAUGGAGUGCUUCAAUCAAACGCUUUCAACCAACAAAAGUAAUUACACGAGUUGCAAUCCUCAGUCAUACCAUCUACUCAGUAAAGAACACAGGAGAAACAAUCUUCAGAAAGAGUCUUUAAUAUUCAUGAAAGGAGUCAUGGAUGAAUGUACUCAUGUGGGAAAUUUCUCAGUUCCAGUUGACCCAAGCCUCAUUAUAGUGGUUCAAGCCAAAGAAGAUGCUUAUAUUCCACGAACAGGAGUUCGAAGUCUACAAGAAAUUUGGCCUGGUUGUGAAAUCCGUUAUCUAGAGGGGGGUCAUAUUAGUGCUUAUCUUUUUAAACAAGGACUCUUCAGACAAGCCAUCUAUGAUGCAUUUGAACGCUUCCUCCAUAAGUAUGCUAACUAAUUGGAUCGCUCUAUGUAACCAGAAUGGCCAUCAUGUUUCCUACAAAAGGAGUUUUUCACUUUUGAUGAUAAGAAUAAGCAGACAGCACUAUAUAUCUAACUACUAUCAGUUUAGUCUGGAAUUCAUUGUUAUAUCAGUCAACAGUGAUCUUUAAAUACAUGUGAAUAAUUUUAAACCAAUAUUUGGAUGAAACAAUGUUGAAGUAUUUUGUUACUGUUUUGUGGGAACCCCAUAUAUGCAAUAUUUUGUCUGUUGUUACUAUUUAUGAAAACCUUAAAUUUUAAUUGUGAAUAAUUUAUUAAUUAAAAUAAAUUUAUUCAUAGAAACCUUAUUGGUUUUUAAAGAACUGCUAAAUCAAGCUAAGUUUGUAAUACAUCAGCAUGUAUUGUAUACUUAUAUGAUAGUUCUACUAUUGAUUUGAGAACUUGUUUCUUUCUUAUAUUCAACUUUAAUUUCUGCCAUGGAAAUAUUUAAUGAUGUAUAAAAUCAGUGUUAACUUUUAAUUCUUAAAAAAAUCCUGAUUGCUUCAUAUUUAGGUAGUUUUAAUAAUUAAAACAAAUGUAGGAAUGCAGGUAAGAUGCAUAUGACUUGGCUGAACUUUAAAACUUUACCAAAUAUGAGGUUAGAAAAUGAUGCCAAAUGUAUGUCCCCUACUUAAGAAGUUUCAAUUCAUGAAAAAUGGAAAUGAUGAAAGACCUAUUGCAUUACUUGAUACUGUGUCUUAACAUUUUCUUACAUACUGUGGGUUUGCUAAACAUCCAACUUUAGUCAGAUAUACUUGAUAGCUUUGGCUUUUUAAUUUCAGAAAUUAAAGACCACAAAUGAAAUUGAUUUGUUCCAUAUAACUUCAUUUUACAGAAAAGAUAUAAUAACUGCUAACUUUUUUAAGUGGAAGGUUAUAUGAUUAGAUUUGGUGCUUUUUAUGUUAAACUUCUCAAGCUAAGAUUUAAAAUGUUUGAAAAAAGUAGAAUAUAUUUUUGGGAAUUGUAUCAAGGUUUGGAAUAAAUGUAUUUGCAUUUUA